AUGCUGGAUACGCAAGAAAACGAGCCGCAAAUUCCCAAGAUGACACUUUCGGAACUCCGUAGGCAUAAGACACGAAGGUUGCCUCCUUCCAGGGGGAAGACUUGCAACCUGACGGAGACCCAGACAACACCGGGCAGAGGGACUGACACAAUAACGGCCACUCCGGAGCAGGAAACUGACCUUCGUACGAUGGACAAGGAUGAGGCGUCACUCGAAGCGGGCGAAGACACCCUCGGCCAGGACGAGGCCACGCCAAACGCUGUUGACCCGACCACGGCCUGGAAGUUGGAAAUGGCUCGAUUUUUCCAACAAAUGCGGUGCGACCAGAAAGGAAGUGCAGGCGAAACGAAGAAAGGGGCAGAUCUCAUAAUGCAGUCAAGAAUGGCAGCAACCGAAGCGGGACCAAGCGGGAAUUUCGGGAAAUGGGAAUCGCGGAGGCUCAAUGGGGUGUACUGA
This is a messenger RNA of Eimeria mitis, 456 nucleotides long. RefSeq lists its product as uncharacterized. NCBI's taxonomy places the organism in Eukaryota, Apicomplexa, Conoidasida, Eucoccidiorida, Eimeriidae. The record is from RefSeq and is a predicted model, not a curated record.